This is a messenger RNA of Nematocida ausubeli, 2676 nucleotides long. RefSeq lists its product as uncharacterized. The transcript has a single exon. The record is from RefSeq and is a predicted model, not a curated record. NCBI's taxonomy places the organism in Eukaryota, Fungi, Microsporidia. Bases 1 to 2676 code for a protein of 891 amino acids.
AUGAGGUGUUCCGUUAUUUGGCUCAAGUCAGUUACCCUAAUUAGUCUUCUACUGAUGAAUAUGUGCAGAGCAGAUAUAACCCUAAGCGAAGUAGAAUCUACACUGAAUUUUGAAAUUGCAACAGAUUCUUCUCAAGUAGUGAUCAACCCAGAGGGCCCUCUUAACUUCCUCCGGGGAUACAUCUACCAGAGGAUGGAGUGCAUGUACAACAAAAGAUUCUUCUCACCACAGAUUAACAUAGAGUACGAAUUAGAGGAAUAUGCAGUUGAAUCUGUGACGAACACGGGAUAUCUGUACGUACGAGAAGAAAAAAGGGACAGAGCGUAUACAGCACAGUCCACUAAUAAAAUGGAUGUGUACGCUGAGAAGUACCACAAUCAUCUGAUUGAGCUGUUUCCAUCACCGACUGGUGACAUAACAAUAGAGACACGAGGGAACCAGUCUUUUGUUCAAUUUCUCCGGGCAGAGACAACAGAGAAGCAUGCAUUGCAAAUUCUAGCCAUACUGCUCCUUUUCUCUGAGGGAGUGAAUAUUCCCAUUAAAGUCACUAACACUGUACUAGAAGUCUAUGAAAAAGACAAAAAAGACGAAAUAUACUUUAAAGUGCCCAUGGCAGUCCCAUGGCUGAACCCUGCAACAGACAAAGCAGAAACAUUCCAACAGAAGAAAGUUAAGCAAAUGAUCAGCUUUUUCAAGGAGAAUUCAGUCAAUCGUGAAGUACUUAGCAUGAUGGUAGAUGAGUGCUCAUAUGAUGAGUUUGCCACAGGAAAGUUCCUGGACAGUCCCAAGUUCCUAAUCCAGUCAUACAUAUUUGGGUUCAUUGACACAGCACAGCGUGCAAUAGAGUUUAUUCAGACUGUGCACGAAAUGACAGAGAAGUACGCACCAAAAACAGAGGCAACAAGCAAAGACAACUCAGUAUACAACAGACUGUUUAAGCCAGCUGGAACUAUGGUGAAUACAAGGUAUAUGCGCCUACUGAAAAAAAGUCAGCAGAUUAUGGCUAGGUAUAAGGUCUUUCCAUUUACAGACAAAACGCAGCUUCCUGCAUACAAAUCUGUCCCUUACUACACACGUAAAAACAAGUCGUUUUCUUUUAACAGAUUGGAGAGAUACAGUAACUGUGUGGAGUGCAUGAUCCUUUCUCUCUUCUGCUGCCUCGCUUAUGACCCAGCAAAGGGAAUUUAUCGGACAGACCACAUGGGGCAUGUCUCUGAAGAGCUUGAAGAAUUCUUCUCUUUGAAGAACCAGCCGUUUGACACAACAAAGGAUGAAUUUCAGAGAAAGUGGUGCAAAGUUGUUGCUGACUUAAAAGAGCCUAGCAUUGCAUACUGCAGAAAAAGAAACGAGAUAGACACAGGCCUCAUAAAUAUGCUCAUGGUUAUUGCUGAAGUAAUAAAUGCCCCUAGAGAAGAAAAAGACAAAAUACUUGGCUUUUCAGAGGAGUUAAAGGGGAAAAUAAGUGGGUUAGACUAUAAAUUAUACAAUGAGAUUAAAGAGUAUACAAAGGCACUAGUUAAGCGCCUAUCCAAUACAGAAAAUGUAGAAAUACAUUUCUCUGGGCUUAAUAGAACUGUAUAUAAUAACGGAAGAUCUGAUGUAUCUGGACAGCUUACUAUUACAUUUGAAUACAAGUCCAUUACGAAUAGAAUAGUCUUGGGUAUAGAGCAAGGCCAUGGUACUAUUGACAUGAAGCCAGCUAUUAUGAAAAUCAAGGAUGACCGAAUAGAGAAAAUGAAUGAAAUAGCAGACUACUGCUUCUGUAAAAAUGAAGGAACAUUUAUUGAGAAUCUGUUUGCUGCAUACGUUGCGUAUGAAAUAAGAAAGAUUGACAGCCCUCAGAAGACUGAAGAGUUUAUGAAGGCGCAGGUGCGCAGGACCAUACAGAACAACCACAUAGACAUAAAUAGACUUCUACUGAUCAAGAAGAUCCGUGACCUAGACUAUAAGGCAGAGCUACUUACCUGCUACAUCGCAUACACCAUGGACCAAAAUCUAUCCAAAACACACCCUGUUGUUCGUUUUACCUCCAACAUACUAGGAAGCACAGAGCUGGAUAACUGGGAGAUUCAAUUACGAAUACUUUCUCCAAUUGUCUUUGCAACAGAGUACAAAAAAAGAAGCGGUGCUACGAACUACCCAAGAAUACAACUAACAGAGGAUCUGCGCGCGCUUGUAGAGUUUCGCUCAAAUCUUAAAAACUUCAUUGGGUACAUUCUAGAUUGCAAUGUAGAUAUUUUUAUGAUAUGGCUCAGAAUGGUCAUAAGCCAACUUGGCGCUGGAAAAGGCAUGCACUCAAAUCCACUGCUAAUAGGUUCAGUGAAUAGAAAUAUAACCCGGAAAAUCUUCAAAGAUGGAAGCAUGGAGUAUGCCAAUGAGAUUAAUGAAAUUUUCGGGAAAGCAUACCCUGAAUAUGAAACUAAAAUGAAGGACCGGAUGCAUUUUAUAUGGUUGACUUAUUUAUGUGCAGAGGAGAAUCUAAAUCUAGAGCUAAUUAAGAUAAACUUCCAUGCAAUUUGCAACUACAAAUUCAUCUUAGAAAGAUAUAUUUUUUGCAUUGAGUCACGCCAAGUAUGCCUCACUGCCAUCCAAACUCUUGGUAAGCUAAUGGAUAAGUUAUGCCACAGUGAAAGUGAUAUGGACAAAAUUAACAGGCUCAUAAAUAUACUUGGCUGA